AAAAAAAUAUAAAAUACAUAGAUACAUAGGUGGCGUUUGGGAACUCCCAAUAUAGCCAAUCACUUAGAAAUUAAUACAUUUACAAGGUUUACAAGUAAUACUCUUCCAAUGGUUGUUUUCAUCAUAUCCAGAAUAGCCAGAAUCACCGCCAGAAUAUUAUGUGUCGAUGGUGCUGCCACCGGUGUUUUUAGUCAAGAUUUAUAAAAAAAAAAAUGCAGCACGACGAUGUUGUUUGGAGUAUCAUCAACAAGACAUUUUGUUCUUUUAAAGUUAACACGAAAACUCAGAGAUUAUGUAGGAAUGAAUACAACUUGACGGGUUUGUGUAGCAGAGCUUCAUGUCCAUUAGCCAACAGCCAAUAUGCAACAAUACGAGAAGAGUCUGGUAUUAUUUAUUUAUAUAUGAGAACAGCUGAAAGAAUACACGAGCCAAAAAAUCAAUGGGAAAGAGUUAAAUUGUCACGUAAUUUUGAAAAAGCUAUUAAUCAAAUAAAUGAAAAUUUAUUGUACUGGCCUGGAUUCAUCAAGUCAAAAUGUAAACAAAGAUUUGUUAAAAUAACUCAAUAUUUGAUACGAAUGAGAAAAAUAAAAUUAAGACGACAGAAAAAGAUUGUUCCAUUGCAAAGGAAAAUUGAAAGAAGAGAAACUAGACGAGAAGAAAAAGCUCUUAUUGCUGCUAAACUCGAGACAGCUAUUGAAAAACAACUAAUGGAUAGACUUAAAAAAGGAAUGUAUAAUGACAUUUAUAAUUUCCCCCAACGAGUGUUUGAUAAAGCUGUUGAAGCCGUUGAAAUAGAAGGCGAAAGUGAAGCAGAAGAAAGUGAUGAAGCUGAGGAACAAGAAGAAAAAGAAAUUGAACGAGAGCUAGAGGAAGAUUUGGAAGCUGAUGAAAUGGAGGUUGAGGAGAAUGCUAACCCAUUUAUUGAAGCAGACAGUGAUGAUGAUGAUGAUGAUGAUUAUUAUUAUGAACAAGAGGAGGAUGAAAGCGACUCUGGUCAGACAGAACAAAUAGAGUCUGUUCAGGCUGAAACCUUUAGUGAUUUUUCAUCUGACACAAGUGAUGUUGAAGAUAUAACUAUUCCAACAACGAGUAAAAAAUUAAAAUUGUCCAAACAACAACAAAAGAAAGAUGAAUUGAAAAAGAAAUUAAAACGACCCCGUGUUGAAAUUGAAUACGAAACAGAGGAUGAGCCGCGACAAAGAUUGCGGACCUAAUUAUUGUUAUUAUUAAUUUUUUAAACUUUAAUUUCUAAUAAUAAUAAUAAUACAUACUCUGAAAAUUUA
This is a messenger RNA of Microplitis demolitor, 1283 nucleotides long. RefSeq names its product protein MAK16 homolog (gene Rbm13). The transcript has 8 exons. NCBI's taxonomy places the organism in Eukaryota, Metazoa, Arthropoda, Insecta, Hymenoptera, Braconidae. Gene Ontology annotation, biological process: maturation of 5.8S rRNA; maturation of LSU-rRNA. Gene Ontology annotation, cellular component: preribosome, large subunit precursor; nucleolus. The record is from RefSeq and is a predicted model, not a curated record. Bases 213 to 1214 code for a protein of 333 amino acids.